Messenger RNA from Penicillium macrosclerotiorum, 1611 nucleotides. RefSeq lists its product as uncharacterized. Bases 1 to 1611 code for a protein of 536 amino acids. Lineage: Eukaryota; Fungi; Ascomycota; Eurotiomycetes; Eurotiales; Aspergillaceae. The transcript has 2 exons. The record is from RefSeq and is a predicted model, not a curated record. Gene Ontology annotation, molecular function: protein binding.
AUGGCUGAUCCCGAGCUGCAAUCAAUUUCCCAUAGGAGGCUCAGCGCGGGCAUCAAAAGAAUACCCGGCGGCAGGGAACUGGCGCCACAACACCACUUUGGUCUCGACAUCGCCGCCACCAACUUGCUGGCCAUGGCUUCCUCCACCGCGGUUGACUCACUUGCGAGUGCGCUGGUCGCGCGUUUUCUACGAACCUAUAAUUAUGCCGAGACUCUGAAGGCUUUCAUCCAUGAAGCUGGCCUUGCGCCUGACGUGGGGCAAACCUCGGGCGAUGACACCAACGGCUUGACCAUACAGAGCUUGCUAGAGGAGAAGAAGAUCUUCGACCACAGCGUGAACUUUGAAAGAUAUGGCAAGGAUAACAGGGAGACGGACCUAUGGAGCGUUCCAGCCCCAUCCAAACCAACAAUUGUCUCAACUCCAACGUCAUCGAACUUGCUCAGUGCUUCUGUGGAGCUAUGGGAACAUUCUGGUGUACCAGCACGCCCAUCCAUUAUCUCUGCUGGAGCUGACAGACAGGUCCAUCUUCUGGCAACCGCACCUGAAAAUGCAAUCCAAGCCUCCUUCUCCGGCUUGUCAGAUUCUCCGGUCCUUUCAUAUGCCUCGAUACUCCAUGGCCGAUAUGUGUUUUUGACCAACAUGUCAGGGCACUUACUCCUGCAGCGUGGUUCUCAAGUCCUGGAUUGCAAAAAAGAUCACGCAAAAUAUGCUAUCAAGGUGAUUGCCCAUCAGCAAGAGAACACGGCUGAAUCACAAUGUGCUUUUUGGGUGGCCACCGCGGGCUGGGAUGCAACUGUCCUCGUAUAUCGAGUUGUUAUCCCAGACGAAAACUCUGCAUCAAGUCCAGUUAUUGGAGAGCCCAUUAAACGUAUCAAGCUAGCUACCAACCCGGAGUCCUUGCUAUUCGUACGACACAUCUAUACGGGCGAGUUGCUGCUUGUGCUGUCGCGGCGUGACUCAACCUAUCUCUACUACUACGAGGUGGAAUCUGUGCCAACGGAAACUGGCCAUGAUAAUACCGCGCAGGAAUCACAUUCUACAGAAUGCCGCCUUCUCGGGAAGCAAAACUUAGCUCCGCAUUCGAAUGCGUGGGUUACAUUCUCCCCAUCGCACCUGGCACUCAGCCCACAUGAUCCUGGUCUCUUAGCAGUCGCCACGUCGUCGGAGCCGCAUAUGAAGCUCAUCAUUGUGCGCCUCCUGUUCCCAUCCACAAAAUCUGUGGACAAGCGUGAUGUACCAGCUGCGGAAGCUACAGUGACGCAAGCCUCCCAAGCCCUCGAGGCUCUGGCCUUGCAGAAUCGAGAGGAUGCUGCGAUCUUGGUACAGGCCAAUACCUUUGCGCCACAAACAGCAUACUCGACACCGCAGGUGGUGUGGCGACCUGAUGGGUCGGGAGUCUGGGUAAAUGGCGAUGAUGGUGUCGUUCGGGGGAUCGAGACGAAGACGGGGAAAAUCAUCAGUACCCUUAAGAAUGGCCAUGAGCCCGGUUGCAAAGUCCGGACUAUUUGGGCCGGACACGUUGAUGUGUCUGGGGAAGGUGAGGAUCCUGCUCAGGAGGAAUGGGUUAUCAGUGGUGGGUUUGAUAAACGAUUGGUUGUCUGGAAAGUAUGA